AUGUUUACUUCGUUUUAUCGUCUUAUACUAAGCCGUAACUCAUAUACAUCAACAAUUACACGCGUAUAUAGUAUUAGUUCUGCAUCUGUAAGCAAAAUUGAUUCUUAUAACCAAGUAGACUAUAUAAAGUCUAUAGAUGAUACUACCGCGUCCAAUCUAGACUGGUUAUCAGUUAAAAAUAACAUUUUAAGUAUGCGAGGCAACCUUAAUAAAAAAAAUGUUGAUGCAGUUUUAUUAAAGGUUUUAGUUUCUUCUAAGAACCUGAUUGCUGCUUCAUUAUUUGCGCAGCACCUAAAAUCAAGACACGAGGAGCUAAAUUUAGGCUCUAUUAAUAGUAUGUUAUAUAUGUACUCUACCAUUGCUAAGCAACGCGAACUCACGAGUGAAGAGAAAAAAUUCGUUUUGGAUACACAUAAAAAUUUAUAUGAAAAAUAUAAGGUUCUAGACAGUAGCACCAGCGAACAACUUUUGCAAGUUCUUUGCGGCAUAAAUGAAUGGGAAAAAGCAUUACUAGUCUUAGAAGAAAUACAUUUAAGUGCUGUACCCACACAUUUAGCUUAUAGUACAAUGAUUGCUACUUUCUUUAGACUCAACAAAAAGGAAAAGGCUAUAGGUCUAAUAGAGCAAAGCAUUAAAUAUAAGAGGCCGCUUCAACAUAUUGCUUAUGAAGAAUGGAUGAAGUAUAUUGUUAGAAAGUAUAAAGACAAGAAGACAAUAGCAAAAUAUUUGGAUGAAAUCCUAAAACAUAUUGGUACUAAUUGGGCAGUUAUAACUGAAAGUACUGCAAAACAAUUGAGAGACUUGUACAUUUCUUUAGACUGGGAGUCGCAAUUUGCCAGGAUAAGAAAAUCAGAUGGCCAGUGCUCAAGCUGCAAGGAUUCACUGGAUCGCUUAACAUUAUCAGAUGAAGAAUUCAGUACAUUACAGCAAAACAUUAAAGAGAAACUUAUUAUCGGUUCAGAUUUAUUAUUAAAAACCACUCAUGAUGAACUGAAAAGGUUUUUGGAGUCUGUGGAGAGGUUUGCACCCUAUGAUGUUGUUUUGGAUGGAUUGAAUAUAUGCUAUGCUGCUAACAAAGGCCCUCAUAUUGAUAAGUUACUCCUACUUGAAAAUGUAGUAGAUUAUUUUGUCAAGAAAAAUAAAAAGAUCUUGCUUUUAGGCAGACAACACAUGCUGAGGUGGAAUAAAAAAACGAUGGACAGAAUAAAGUUUAAAACUUGUAGUUUUCUCACUGAUAAUUUGUCUCAAGACGAUCCCUUCUUCAUAACAGCAGCUAUAUUAAGUGGCCCACACACAGACAUAGUGUCCAAAGAUUUACUAAGAGGUCAUAAGUUCAACUUAAAAGAUGACACCUUGAAGCAGCUAUUUAAAAGAUGGCAGUGGCAACAUCAAUGGAUGAUUUUCUCAAGUUACCAAAAAGGACUUAUUAUUCAGCCUCCUCUACAAUUUACCCCGUGCGCUCAGAAGCAAGGCACUACUUGGCAUAUUCCUUUCGAAAGUGAGACAGUAGCAGCGACGGCGGUGGUCAUUAAUUUAUGGCUCAUCAUGCCGCCACAAGUAAAAAGUAACUCUAAGCAAGGCAAGAAAGGAUCAAAAACUGAAGUAAGCUCAAAUGCACCAAAACCAAAUCAAGCAAGAUCACACAAUGAUAUUCCAACAAACGCUCGUCUGCGUCGGAACUUAGAAAGGGUAGAGAUGUUGGCCCGACCAACGUCUCGUCGCCUCCGCUCCUUAUGGGACGAGAAAUGCGCAAUACUGCCACGCGAGAAGAGGGACAAAAUCAAAAGUGCUUUAGAAGAGGACUAUUUCCUCAGUCCAGAACAAACAGAGCAGUACUUCCAAGCAAUGCAAGACCCGUCGAGGCGAUGGUCUGGACCAGCGGGCUUACUUAAUAAAAAAGAAAGUCCGGAUAAGAGUAAAGAAUUAAGGCAGAGGCAAAAAUGGCUUGUUAAUUUUAGUGCACAGGUGGCGUAUCGUUUAUGUGACUACAUAGCUAAGGGUCAGAAGGAAAUGUUGGUGUCUAACAGACUGCGAAGCAUAGCUGACGUCGUCUUGGAGAGAGUAGCUGAGAUUUUGGGUGAGCCAAAACCAACACGUACGAAUCCUGGACGCCUUCCCCGAUUCAUGGUGGCGAUAUCUGACAGGAUUGCAGUCUGGAUAGAAAAUGCUGUGUAUAGAGCAGAUGCAAUCGAACCUCUCGAGGCUGGUGGUGAUGAGCAUAUGCGUCUUGAUGCUGAAAAACCUUUUGUUUAA
Arctia plantaginis is the source of this 2253-nucleotide messenger RNA. NCBI's taxonomy places the organism in Eukaryota, Metazoa, Arthropoda, Insecta, Lepidoptera, Erebidae. The record is from the annotation of a GenBank genome assembly.